Acanthosepion pharaonis is the source of this 591-nucleotide messenger RNA. NCBI's taxonomy places the organism in Eukaryota, Metazoa, Mollusca, Cephalopoda, Sepiida, Sepiidae. The record is from the annotation of a GenBank genome assembly.
AUGAGGUCUCAAAUUCCGUCAUCUAAUCACGCUCUACUUUCGUUGUUUGCCUUUUGGAACUCUUUCCUCCAUCAAGCCACAGGAGUCUCUCAAAUUCCGUCAUCUAAUCAAGCUCUACUUUUCGUUGUUUUGCCUUUUGAACUUUUUUCCCUCCAUCAAAGCCAGUAUGAGUCUCUCAAAUUCCGUCAUCUAAUCACGCUCUACUUUCGUUGUUGCCUUUGGAACUCUUUUUCCCUCCAUCAAAGCCAUUAUGAGUCUCAAAUUCUGUCAUCUAAUCCGCUUCCCCCACUCGUUUGUUUGCCUUUUGAACUCUAUUUCCUCCAUUUUGAGUCUCUCGAUUCCAUCAAAGCCAUUAUGACGCUUUUCCCUCCUCAAAUUCCGUCAUCUAAUCACGCUCUACUUUCGUUGGUGCCUUUGGUUGCCUUUCAGAACUCUCGAUUCCAUCAUCUAAUCACGCUCUGCUUUUCGUUGGUGCCUUUUGAACUCUUUCCCUCAUCCAAAGCCAUUAUGAGUCUCCUCAAAUUCCGUCAUCUAAUCACGCUCUACUUUCGUUGGUUGCUGGAACUCUUUUCCCUCCAUCAGCCAUUAUAG